GCUGAACUUUGUCUUUCAGUUUGCAUGGUUGCCUCCAGGCAGGCUCUGGGGGGAGUUCAGAGGCCCAGGGAUCAGAAGCAGCUGCAGUGGGAGGGUAAUCUGGCCUGGGCCUCCCAUUGGAGGCACUAGUGCAUCCCUACAGGGUACGAGUGGAGGAGGGGGUCACAGAGAGGUGGAGGCUGAAUCUGAACUGAGCUUUGGGAGCCGCGCUCUGCUAUCCAGGGAGUCACCUUUAGCCUAAGUGAAUCCAGGAACAUCCACCGGGAAGAUGCCAUCCCUGGCAUCGGCAAACCAGAGCUUCGGCGAGCCCGAGGAUUAUUCCUACGGGGAGUGGUACGUUGAUGGCCCCACUUCAGAUGGAAAGGCACCGCAACCAGAGCCAAUUAUCCCAGCCUGCUACCACAGCUUCCCACCCAGCCUUUACCACACCUGCCUGGCCUCGUUGUCGCUGGCCACCGUCUUGGUGCUGUCCCUGCUAGUAAAACGCCGGAAGCUCUGCCCGAAAUGCUGGAAUGGGACUUUUGGACUUCCAAGUCCUGUGGAUUUCUUGGCAACAGAAAGUGGCUGGCUGGUGCCCGUGGUUGUGUUUGGGAUCCUCCUCACAAACCUCUACAUGCUGUUUUUGGACGAAGACUUUUCCCCAGGUUACUUGAAAACCUUAGGCUUGCUCUACUACCCGGCCCUCUACUACCCGCUAAUGGCGUGUGCCACAGUCAGACACCAAGCCGGAUACAUCCUGGGCUGCUUACUCUCCUGGGUCCACUGUGGGGUCCAGAUAUGGUAUAAAGUGGAGUGCCCUCGGACCACCAAGAUCUACAGGUACUACUCCCUGCUGGCCUCCUUGCCUCUUCUUGCCGGCCUUGUGUUCCUGAGCUGCUGGUAUCCGGCGCAGCUCCUAAGAAUCUGGACUGGAAAGAUGGCGGCCCGCCCAGAGGAGGUGGAGGAAAGCUAUUAUGGAGACUAUCUCAGGCGCCUCCUCAGUAAGAAGAAGUCGAAAAGCAGCUCCCCGGAGACCGAUCGGAGCUUCCUCUCCCGGGCCCUGCUCUAUUUCCUCCCUCACAUCUCCACUUGGCAGCCAGGUUUCCGGUUUCCCCUGAAACUCAUCCUUUCGGUUGCCAUGGCAGUGAUCACAAUUUACCAGGUAACCCUGCUGCUCCUGGCAGCUUUUGUCCCCAUCAUCCAAAAAACCAGGGCAGGAAUUACAGUAGAAGUCACCUACCUGCUGGCUGGCUUUGGAGUGGUCCUCUCAGAAAACAAGACAGAAGCCAUAGACCUGGUGAAGCACUACCUGUUGACUGUGGAAGUGUGCUAUGAAUCUGCCAUGACCCUGUCCUGCUUGCUCACCUUCUUCAUGCUGUCAAAGUCACUGAUGACCCACAGAGCUAACCUGAGGGCUCAGCAAUGUGCUGCCCUCCUGGAUGGAAGCCCCCCACCACAAGGGAAGGGUUUGAGGGCCACGACCAUCUUCUGCUGGAUGAGCUUUAUGGGCUACCAAACAGCCUUCGUCUGCCUCGGGCUCUUUCUCCAGCAGAUCAUCUUUUUCUUUGGAUUCGUGGUUUUCAGCUUUUUGGUCUUCAUUCCCAUCGUGUACGGCAGGAAUCUCCUGCUCUUGCGUGUGCUGGGGAGCACGUGGCCUUUCUUCCUCCUGCUGGUGCUGGCUGUGAUCCUGCAGAACCUAGCUGCUCGCUGGGCCUUCCUGGAGAACCGGCAUGGCCAACAAGAGCUGACUAACAAGAAGGCUCUGUUUGCCAUCACUUUCCUGCUCUUCCUCGUUAAUGUGAUGGUGGGCAUUACUGUGGGCAUCUGCCGGAUGGUGGUCUCCGCCCUCUUCAAUGUCGUCCACUUCUGCCAACUGGACCGCAGCCUGCUCUCCCGCGGUGUGGACAUUUGGGACCCAGGCUAUCGCACUUACUGCUAUUACUUGAAGAUGGAGGUCAGCCAGUCACAUCCAAUAAUGAAAGCCUUUUGUUUCCUGCUCCGGCAAUUACCUGGCUCCCAGGGACUGGCUGGAUCCCAAGCUGCUCUCGGACCCAGUGACAUAGAAGGGAUCCAUAUGACACGGACCAAGAGCCCAGCCACCAGAGCCAAGCAAAGCCGGAUCCGCUGGGGACUAGCUUAUACCCUCAUCCGCAAUCCAUCUCUCCUGGCCUUCCGCAAGAAAGCCCUGGCUGGCCCUCUGGCCAACGGGAGCCAGCCCAGCCCUCCCAAGCCCUGAUGGGGAUUGUAGAACUGGGAGGAGAAAGGAGAGGGAACCGCCCAGAAGUGUUUCUGUCCAAGGGUCCCUGGCAGGAGCCUCGCUGACAUUUUCCUUCUUUCCUCUCCCUCCUUCCUCCUGGAUUCUUCCCAAAGUCACCGCUUUGAAGCUCUUCCGUGGAGAUGUGCUGGACUCUUCCCACUAGAGGGAUGGUACCCAGAGCAACUCCUGAAUGCUGAUGGUGCAUCAUUCUGGUAACAGCUUCUGUUUGUUGUUGCCUUUUUUGAGGGAGUGAAGAGAGACAAAUAAUUUGCUGUGGCCCCUGAGAAAUAUUGGCAUCCUCAGCUGCCUAGCAUAUACAUACAUAUAUAUAUAUAUACAUACAUACAUACAUAUAUAUAUAUACGUACAUGUGUGCAUACAUGCUCACACCCAGCAGAAUCUCAUCCUCAAGUUGCAGAUACCUCGGAAAAUUAAUACUCCUGGGUUCCAUCUCUUCUUCCCUAGGCCAUCACAGUGGAUAAAAAUCUAUAAUCUUCACGACUCACUUGCCUCUAUUCUUCCUUCUCAUUCUUUCACUGAUCCAUUCAGUCAACAAGCAUUAAGUGAUAAUGCUUGUGAUAAAUGCAAGUAAUAAAUGCUUGUAUCACUUACUAAGAGAGAGUCAGUGUUGGGCUCUAAGGGUCCAAAGUUUAAAAACAACUCCUGCCUUCAAAGAGAUUACAUUCUAUUGGGGAAAUCACACCAUUUAACACAUUACAUCACACAAUCACAAGUACAAUUACACCAUUUACACAGAUAAAUGUAAGAUGAUCGGAAUAGGAAGAGAGAAGUUAAAAAGAUAGCAUCUGAGUUAAGGAAGUUUCUAGGGUACUCCCCUCUCUCAGGUCACCUCUUUUCCUUCUGAGACCCAGCCCCAAAUUAAUUCUCGGGUUCCUCUUUGUUAUCCUUCUUCACACCACCCCCAAACACAGACUUUACUAAGUACCCAGUAAGUUAGAGAUCGAUGACCCUUACGCACUGGAGAGUAGCCAGGACUGGGCUCGUAUCUGAAGAUCCUAUCCAGCUUUCUAUUCCAGAAAGCCCCACUACCAGCCAGUGACUCUGAAUGGUCCCCAGCUUCCUCGUUUAAGCUUUGUUUGAUUCUUAGAGGCAACUAGGUGGCUCAGAUCGCUAAAUAUAACCCUGGGCAAGUCACUGUUUGACUUAAUCCAUUGGAGAAAGAAGUGGAAAAUCACUCCGAUCUUUGCCAAGAAAACUUCACGGACAGGAUGGUUCACGGGGUCACAAAGAGUCGGACACACUGAACAACAAUAAAAGUCUGAUUGUUAGAGCUCUAUCCAAAGACUUCUUGAGAUAUUUUCUCCACCUCCACAAGGUACCUUCUCACCCCUGGGAUCCCAGCCCAGCUGUCUGGGACUCAGGCCCUAGUGGUGUUUGGUUUGGCAUCCAUCUUCCUUGCAAGGGAUCAGGGCUCCCACCUCCUUCUCAAGCUCAGUCUCCAGUUCCAAUGACCAUCUUUGUCCCAAGAAGUUUGGAGUAUUCGUGGCUUGGCCCCCUUUCUGGGGAAAAGCCAAAAGUUAUCCCUUCUCCUUUUAGUAAAUUCUUCUCCUAUGUCCAAUCAGCAGCAAGUAGGUCCAGAGAGAAAAUAAAGACCAUUCCCACGUUCCACAAUAUCCCCAAGCAGCAAAUAGUCCACUUUCCUGUUUCCCUCCUCCAAGUACACAAGAAAGAAAGAUUUCUGUCCAUGACACUGGGAGAACUCUAUGCACAUGUGAUAUGUUGAAUAUGAUUUCAGAUAUGGUUUCCUCUCCACAUCAAGGGGACUGUGGAUUCAAAUCCUGCUUUGGUCAUAGGAGAAAUAAAUUGAUUGAAGUCAGCCCUUGACGUUUUCCAGGUACCAGUGAAUUUAUGAUAGGUUUGGAUCUAAUCGGGUAUGUAAUGUGGACCAAACUGGAAGGUUGGGAUGUUAACAUGGUAUCAUGUUAACCCUUCUCCUCAUUGUCUCCUAACCCCACUCUCCCAAAAUUGGACUCUAAGGGAUUCUUAUAGGUUUCUCCAGAACCCUCAUAAGACCUCCAAGGUACCAUGGAAUAGAGAGGAACUCUGCCCCCAUGGCCUUUGGCAUCUCAGAGCUACAGCUCUGGCUGUGUGAAGCAAAACCCCAAUAAUCUGAGCUUCCUGAAGAUAGAUCUUGGGAGUAAUGAGUUCCUCCUCAAUGGAGGGCUUCAAGUGGAGGCUGCCUGAUUCCUUUUGAGGGGAUUAUUGUAUAUGUGAGGGCUGGCCAGAAUCCCCUGAAGGUUCUUACAAGCCCAAGACUUGGUGCUGAAAUCCAUCUUCCGCCCCUUACCACCCCCUCUUACUUUCUAUCUUCCUCUUUGAAACUAGCAGAAACCUCACUUCUAAAGCAAGAAAGCAUGAAGCUGGUCAGAAUUUUUGCUAACUGUUUGGCUACUUUGAAUACUAGAGAGUGCAGGAGAAUUCCCUGAGGUGCAUUUCCCAUCUCAAAGUAUAUGUUACCCUCUGGUUUGCUGUUACAGAACCUGGGCAUGGCCUGGAUAGAAACUUGAAUUCUGAUAUUUAGAGUGUAUUUCUACCUUUGCAUUUUAUGAAGGAGAUGGAUGUAUUACCUCUAAUAAAUGACUCCAAAUGAA
Messenger RNA from Sarcophilus harrisii (Tasmanian devil), 4848 nucleotides. RefSeq names its product signaling receptor and transporter of retinol STRA6 (gene STRA6). Bases 269 to 2215 code for a protein of 648 amino acids. Gene Ontology annotation, biological process: vitamin A import into cell. The record is from RefSeq and is a predicted model, not a curated record. The transcript has 18 exons. Gene Ontology annotation, cellular component: plasma membrane. NCBI's taxonomy places the organism in Eukaryota, Metazoa, Chordata, Mammalia, Dasyuromorphia, Dasyuridae. Gene Ontology annotation, molecular function: retinol transmembrane transporter activity; signaling receptor activity.